GCGACCAUGGAAAACGGCGUCUGGAAGAAAAUCGAACCCAAUUGGCAAGUGCAUUUACAAUCAAAAAUGUAGAAGGUAGUCUUUGCUAUUUUGACGGGGACGAUAAAUUACCGGUUAAAAAAUGGAUUUCGGAUUUCGAGGAUAUGAGUGAGCUGCUAGGUUGGAACGAUUUACAAAUGUUCAUAUACGGUAAACGAAUGUUACAAGGUUCGGCGAAGAAAUUUGUUGCGUUCGAAAGAGGGAUUACUACGUGGAAAAAACUAAAACGUCGAUUAAUUCGGGAAUUCCAUGUACAAAAAAACAGUGCAGAAGUACACGCUCAAUUGUACCGCCGGAGAAAAUUACCAAACGAAAGUAGUAGACAAUACGUAUACGAGAUGCAAGAAAUAACCGCGCAGGGGGAAGUUGACGAAGAUGUCCUUAUUCAAUAUAUAAUAGACAGUAUACCAGAUAGUAACGAGUCUAAUAAAGCAAUCCUUUACAGUGCUCGAAGUUUAAAAUCGUUGAAAAGAAGCCUGGAAACCUACGACAGAUUAAGAGAAAAAUCAGACCAGAAGAAAGGUGUAGUGAAAAGGGAAGAAAAGAAAGAAAUGAAAACACCAGCGCCGAAACGUAGCGGGAAAACGCAUUGCUAUGCUUGUGGUUCAACGGUACAUAGUGUGAAAGACUGUACAAAUAAGGAUAAAGGCCCAAAGUAUUUUAGUUGUAAUGAUUUCGGUCAUAUUUCGCUUAAAUGCCCUAAGAAGGUGGAAACCGAAAAUCGUAAAUCGGUGAAUUGUGUACGGAGUACGGACGAUAAAUUCGUGGUUGUGAAAAUAAGCGACGUUGUGUGCUACGCGUUAAUAGACGUAGGCAGUGACGUAAGCCUAAUCAGAGAGGACAUAUUUAAAAAAAUUACGGGUGUUAAAUUGCGUUUAACUCGACGAGUGUUAACAGGUUUCGGGAAUUCGCAAACAAUACCGAUCGGACGCUUUGACGCUGAUUUAACGAUAAACGUGUCAACUGGAACUAUGAACGUCGAAAGUAAUUUUAGGGCAAAACUUUUUAAGGCAGGUAGAAGUAAACAUCCGUGGCGGUGAAAUUAUAGUGCGACCGGUGAACAACGAGAUUCGGGUUACCGAAGAUUAUUUAAUUGAAAAUAACCUACUGAUAAAACAAGUCGGGAACAAAAAACUUAUUGUACUACCCGCUAGCAUGUACACCGAUGUUAUCAGGAGGGAACAUGAAAAUGGACACUUUGGAGUGAAGAAGAUGGCUGAAAAAAUAACUGAGGAAUGCUACAUACCGAAUUUGACGGAGAAACUGGAGAGAUACGUAAAAUGUUGCAUACCCUGUAUAUUGGCGGAAAGAAAGAAAGGGAAGGUAGAAGGAGAACUGAAACCGAUACCUAAAGAAGACGUUCCGUUAUCAACCUAUCACGUAGACCAUUUAGGACCGAUGACGACUACGUGUAAAGCGUAUAAAUGUCUCUUCGUAGUAGUGAUACGUUCUCCAAGUUUGUUUGGAUAUACCCAACCAAAACAACGAACACGAAGGAAGUAUUGGAUAAGCUAAUACUACAGCAAAAGACUUUCGGAAACCCGUCCCGUAUAAUUUCGGAUCGAGGAACAGCGUUCACGUCGGCAGAUUUCCGUGAAUAUUGUAAUAAAGAAAAUGUUGAACAUAUACUCACCACUGUAGGAGUCCCACGAGGAAACGGCCAAGUGAAGAGGAUUAAUCGCAUCAUAAUACCGAUACUAACAGAAUUGUCCAUGGAUGAUCCUGACAAAUGGUACCGGUACGUGGAUAAAGUAGAACAAAGUAUAAAUAGUACUUACCAACGUAGUGUAGGAAUGUUGUUGCGUCGAGUCGCUCGGAUUCGUGCACCCAAUAGCGACUCUGAUCCAGCCACGAAUUAACGUUUCUGGAUUUCGUUCCUUUUGUGAGAUUUCGUUAAUGUUCGCGAGUUCGCGAGUUGUACGUUUGACUGGUCGGUAGUGUUCUGCCUCCUGAUGAGGUUGGACGAGGACUCAGGAGUUGAGGACUCUCUCGAAAAAUCAUAUUCAAGAAGGGGUGGGUUUGCACCCUCGCUCGCAACUACCUGGGGAUUCCCGCGACUGAAGGUAUCCUUGCGACCAUCACCGUCGCAUCUGGUAACCAGCUGUGGAGUCUAGCUGUUGUUCGAGGCUAGUAAUAAAACAGUCUACAUUUUACUGUAUUACCUGCUGCAAGGUUCGCGCCGCGAUUCUCCAAAUGUGGGUAUUUUUCGGCGGUCGAAACUCCGAAUGCCGCUGGGGAUGGUCCCUAUACCGUUAUGCCCCUAACUGUAGUUUUUACAUCGUCGAUUGUUGAACUUGGUUUCGCGAUGGUUCAACAAAUGUCAUCUUUUGAAUUGAUGCUUGGGGUAAAAAUGAAACAACGGGAAGAUAUAAAAAUUCUUCAAUCAUCCAACAGGAAGCAGCGGAAAUGUUUAAUGAAGAACGUGACAGAUUAAGAAAUAUUGCAAAAGAAAAUAUAAUUAAGACUCAGGAAGAAAAUCGGCGAAAUUAUAACAAGAACGUCAAAGGAACUACUGUCUAUAAAGAGGGAGACCUUGUAGCUAUUAAGAGAACACAGUUCGGAACAGGUUUAAAAAUUAAAGCAAAAUUCCUUGGACCCUAUAAAAUAACAAAAAUAAAACGAAACAAAAGGUAUGAAGUCGUACGGGUGGGCGAUGGAGAAGGUCCCUACAUAACAUCUACAGCAGCUGACUUCAUGAAACUCUAUGGGAGAAUUUCUUCUGAGGGCGAAGAGAACGAAGCAGGAAUGGCCGAGUGAAGGAAGGUUAUGUUGCGUUCCGCGGAAACAUCGAUCGAAUGAUCGAUGUAUUCGACGUUUUUCGGGCGGCUUCGCGAGAUAUCGUGGCGCGCGUUGCCGUUUUGUUCGAGCGCGGCAGGUUGGUAUCGGCCGUUCCGCGGUGAUGGUUUCAAACGUCUCAGCGCCAAUCCUCGAUUCGAAUUGCCGAUAUCUGCGGCUGGGUAGCGCCGCGAAGAGCCGAGACGGUGGAUUUACCAGGUCCGUGAAAGCACGGGGUGGUCUUAACAUUUAAAAUUUAGAUGGCUACUCGGACAUUACCGGGGAUAUCCCGCAUCCAGAGGAUAAACAGAGUUACAUGGCUCCUUCUACUAACGGCCCUUCAUUCGAUAUUCCUCGAAGCACCGAAGGAUUUCCCGGGCGCGUUUUCUUCAGCGACCGAGGUCUACAUAAAAAUGUCGAAAUACGUGCCACGGAAACUCAAUGCGCGCUACCCCUUGUCUCGAGGAGACUUUUGGUCAAACGUUCUUAAAAAUGGACUUGUCUAGGAUUAUA
Molecule: messenger RNA, 3327 nt
Organism: Hylaeus volcanicus
Lineage: Eukaryota; Metazoa; Arthropoda; Insecta; Hymenoptera; Colletidae
Exons: 2
Coding region: 144-1079 (311 amino acids)
Molecular function (GO): zinc ion binding; nucleic acid binding
Source: RefSeq, a predicted model, not a curated record